AAUUGUCGCGGGGGGAGUCGAGGCGGGCGCGGGAGACCGAGCGCCUCGGGGGGAGGGAAGAGCACGUUUGCUACGCCACGCCUCUCCUUCCCCGCUGCAUUGUGGGAUAGUGGCGUCCCAGUUCGAGCUCCUACCUUCUCUUCCCUUUCCCACCCGCCCUCAGCCAACCUCUCCGCUUCUGGAGGGGGUGGGGGCCCGGUCAAGGCUACGGAGGCCGGGAAGAGCCGCGCCGGAAGAGAAAGGCGGCAAGGGGGGUGCUGUUUGUCCCAGCUGCCGCCAUGGCUGCUCAUCUAAAGAAGCGAGUAUAUGAAGAGUUCACCAAGGUCGUGCAGCAACAGCAUGAAGAGAUUGCAACCAAGAAACUCCGGCUGACAAAACCAAGUAAAUCGGCUGCACUCCACAUAGAUCUCUGCAAAGCCACUUCACCAGCAGAUGCCUUGCAGUAUCUCCUUCAAUUUGCUCGGAAACCAGUGGAGGCAGAGAGUGUGGAGGGAGUAGUCAGAAUUCUCUUGGAACAUUAUUACAAGGAAAAUGAUGCAUCUGUGAGACUGAAAAUAGCUUCAUUGUUGGGGUUGUUAUCAAAGACAGCAGGAUUCUCACCAGACUGUAUCAUGGAUGAUGCUAUUAACACCCUUCAGAAUGAAAAAUCUCAUCAAGUCCUUGCUCAGCUUCUGGACACACUGUUGGCAAUUGGAACUAAACUUCCAGAGAAUCCAGCUGUUCAAGCUCGACUGAUUGAUGUUGCCUGCAAGCAUCUCACUGACACCUCUCAUGGGGUAAGAAACAAGUGCCUGCAAUUACUUGGCAAUCUGGGCUCUUUGGAGAAAAAUGUUGCCAAGGAUGCUGAAGGCCUGGCUACCAAAGACGUUCAGAAGAUUAUAGGGGAUUAUUUCGUGGAUCAGGACCCUCGUGUACGGACAGCAGCUAUAAAAGCAAUGUUGCAGCUUCACGAAAGAGGACUGAAAUUACAUCAAACAAUUUACAACCAGGCCUGUAAAUUGCUCUCUGAUGAUUAUGAACAAGUUCGAAGUGCUGCUGUUCAGUUGAUUUGGGUCCUUAGUCAGCUCUAUCCUGAAAGCAUUGUCCCCAUUCCUUCUUCUAAUGAGGAAAUUCGCUUAGUUGAUGAUGCUUUUGGAAAAAUUUGUCAUAUGGUCAGUGAUGGGUCUUGGGUGGUUCGAGUCCAAGCAGCAAAGCUUUUGGGUUCCAUGGGGCAAGUCAGUUCCCAUUUCUUGGAGCAGACCCUUGAUAAGAAGCUCAUGUCGGAUUUGAGGCGGAAACGCACAGCACAUGAGCGUGCCAAAGAACUGUACAGCUCAGGGGAGUUUUCUAGUGGCAGAAAAUGGGGCGAUGAUGCCCCCAAAGAGGAAAUAGACACAGGUGCUGUGAACUUGAUUGAAUCUGGAGCUUGUGGAGCCUUUGUCCAUGGGUUGGAAGAUGAAAUGUAUGAGGUCCGGAUUGCAGCAGUCGAGGCUCUCUGCAUGCUGGCCCAGUCUUCGCCAUCUUUUGCAGAGAAGUGCCUUGAUUUUUUAGUAGAUAUGUUCAAUGAUGAAAUUGAAGAGGUGCGCCUCCAGUCAAUUCACACCAUGAGAAAGAUUUCUAAUAACAUUACACUCCGAGAGGAUCAGCUCGAUACAGUGCUGGCUGUCUUAGAGGAUUCCUCACGAGAUAUUCGAGAGGCUCUUCAUGAACUGCUGUGUUAUACAAAUGUAUCGACCAAAGAAGGGAUCCAUCUUGCACUGGUAGAGCUCCUGAAGAAUUUAGCUAAGUACCCAACAGAUAGAGAAUCUAUAUGGAAAUGUUUGAAGUUUCUGGGAGGUAGACAUCCAACACUGGUGCUUCCCCUUGUCCCAGACCUCCUGAGCACACAUCCAUUCUUUGAUACUGCUGAACCUGAUAUGGAUGACCCGGCCUAUAUUGCUGUGUUGGUUCUCAUCUUCAAUGCUGCGGAAACCUGCCCCACCAUGCCUGCCCUGUUCUCAGAUCAUACCUUCAGACACUAUGCUUACCUCCGUGACAGUCUUUCUCAUCUUGUUCCUGCCUUGAGAUUACCAGGUAGAAAACUACUAUCAUCACCUGUUUCCCCAAGCAUCACACCACAUGAAGACCCUUCCCAGCAGUUUCUACAGCAAAGCCUAGAAAGGGUGUAUAAUCUUCAGCACCUUGAUCCUCAGGGCACUCAGGAGCUGCUUCAGUUUACAAUCCGUGACCUGCAGAGACUUGGAGAACUUCAGUCUGACCUGGCAGGAGUAGCAGACUUUUCUGCAACUUAUCUUCGGUGUCAGCUGCUUCUCAUCAAGGCCUUGCAGGAAAAGCUAUGGAACAUGGCCGCUCCCCUCUAUCUGAAGCAGAGUGACAUGGCAUCAGCUGCUGCUAAACAGAUCAUGGAAGAAACAUACAAGAUGGAAUUCAUGUACAGUGGAGUGGAAAGCCGACAAGUGGUGAUCAUUCACCACAUGAGAUUGCAAGCCAAGGCAUUGCAGCUUAUAGUAACAGCACGGACCACUAGAGGAAUGGAGCCCCUUUUUGGAAUGUGUGAAAAAUUCUUACAAGAAGUGGACUUGUUUCAGAGAUGCUUCAUCUCCGAGUUGCCUCACUUGCAGGACAGCUUUGUAGACAAACUUCUAGACCUCAUGCCCCGACUGAUGACUUCCAAGCCUUCAGAAGUAGUAAAAAUUCUGCAGGCCACUCUUCGACAGAGUACUUUCCUUCACCUUCCCUUGCCAGAACAGAUCCACAGAGCAUCCGCCACAAUUAUUGAGCCGGCUGGCGAGUCAGACAACCCUCUGAGGUUUACCUCUGGGCUGGUGGUGGCACUGGACGUUGACGCGACUCUAGAGCAUGUGCAGGAUCCACAGACGAUUGUCAAAGUGCAGGUUUUAUAUCCUGAUGGUCAAGCGCAGAUAAUCCAUCCCAAACCAUCAGACUUCCGAAAUCCUGGGCCCGGAAGACACAGGCUGAUAACUCAGGUUUACCUCUCCCACGGCGCCUGGACAGAACCAUGUCAGAUUGAAGUGAGGCUGCUGUUGGCCUAUGAUUCUUCCACCCGAAUCCCCAGACCUGCUUGUUUGGACACUGCAGAAGCCUUGCCGCUGGUUGAGAACAGUAUUGAAGGAACCAUCCCUUUUAGCAAACCUGUCAAGGUUUAUAUCAUGCCUAAACCAGCUAGACGUUGAAAUCUACCCAUCUCUGAGGUUUUCGUGUGUAAAGCAGCACCCCAGGAGUGCAAGGGGAUUGACUCUGGUAACCCUGUCCUUUGCCUCUCCAGGGCAGAGCCCACAGGAAGAAGAGAGUGGUGACCUUUUCUCAGUUUUGUCACCGAGCAGUAGCCCAUGUUAUUACACCUCAACAAUUCAAACUUCUGUUGCUUUUUAUGCCCAGGAUAGGAUGACUAGGGCCACCUAGCAGCAAUGAAUGGACUGGGAAUGCCAUGGGACUCACAGGAUUACCCACAUACAUUUAGGCUGGAUUGUCAUAGCUUUCCUUAAGGACUGGUGCAUUAAGACUUUUGUUUUGCCCAGUUCAAAGCACAGGGUAAAGAAUUUUACAUUAAAACAACCAAAAAAUUUCAAGUCUACUUUUUUUUUUUUUUACAAUAAAUGUUGAGAAAAUCUUGAA
Messenger RNA from Dromiciops gliroides (monito del monte), 3615 nucleotides. RefSeq names its product integrator complex subunit 4 (gene INTS4). Lineage: Eukaryota; Metazoa; Chordata; Mammalia; Microbiotheria; Microbiotheriidae. The record is from RefSeq and is a predicted model, not a curated record. Gene Ontology annotation, biological process: snRNA processing. Gene Ontology annotation, cellular component: integrator complex. Bases 279 to 3173 code for a protein of 964 amino acids. The transcript is spliced from 23 exons.